AAAAACUCCAUCAAUUACCAUUACUGACCCUAGCACCCAUCUCUUUAUUCAAUUCUCUCAACCCCACCGCCCCUCUCUCUCUCUCUCUCUCUCUCUCUGUGAAUGCCAUGGGCAGCACUGACGAGUCCAACAAACCUUUAAACCUCUACGAACCCCCAUCCUCUCCAUCCCAACCCCUUCUCUCCAAACACUUCCCUUCCAUAGACGCGCCGAUCUCUCAAAUAGACGGAGCCACCUCCGAGCCGGACCAGACACAGUACCUCCAGAUUUCAUACAACUACGGACCUCGACACAUCAAAGACCUCCCUUUCCUCAUCCUCUUCCUCCUCUUCGUUCUCUCCACUUUCGCCUUGGGCAUCUUUGCUUCCGUUAAUCGUAACCCUAAUUCCAAUAACAUCUCCUCUUUUGCAUUCGACUCCAUUUCAUCUUCUUGCAUAAAAAAUUCAUCUACGAAUGCGUUUCACUAUCAGAAGCAACUCUUUUUCGGUACACCCAUUUCAUUGAACUCUUCAAAUUCGAGUCUUUGGGAGAGUUUGAUAUGGACCCUUGUAAUUACUUUGAUUUUGAGUGUACCCUUUGUGCUGUUCGUUCUUUUACUACUCAAGCAUUAUACCAAACAGAUUGUCUACGUUUCGCUACCCUUUUUUGUUAUAGUUCCCAUUUUCUUUAAUAUAUAUUGGUUCGUUGCUUGUACUGUUAGUUCAACUUGUAGUGAUGCAUUUCCGUUGGCUUACCGUAUUUUAGUACUCGUGUUUGUGUUUUUGGUGAUUGGAGUGAUUGUGUGGAUAUUUGUGGUGAAUUGGCACCGAGUUGAGUUGACUGUGAAGAUAAUUGCUGUGGCCUCGAAUGCGUUGUCUAACAAUUUGGGUUUGUUUGGGGUUUUACCUGCUUUGACGUUGGGGUUGCUUGUGUAUUACGUGCCCAUUGUUGUGUUUUUGGUGUUUGCGAGGCUGAACGGGAAGAUUGUUCCGAGAGAGAAUGAUGGAGAAUAUAAUUGUGUUUGGAAGCUGGAUAGUUGGGUGCCCGCGUACUAUGCACUGGCAAUUCUUACCAUGUUGUGGUCUACACUGGUAAUGGUGGAAGCUCAGGUUUAUGUUAUCAGUGGGACUAUUGCGCAAUGGUACUUCUCAAAGGAUGAUUCUAGGCCAAAGCGAAGUAUAAGAAGCUCACUCAGACAUGUAUUUGGCCCCUCCUCUGGAACUAUAUGUCUAUCUGGAUUACUUGUCUUUGUUGUUCGUGUGGUGCGUGCUGCGGUUGAUAAUGCAAGACAAGAGGAUGCUGCGGGGAUUGUAAACCUUAUACUGCGGUGCUGCGUUAAUGCCCUACUGACAGCAGUUGAUUUUCUUAAUAAGUUCACCAUAAACUUUGCAGCUAUAACUGGUGAAGCUUACUGCACCUCUGCCAGGAUGACAUAUGAACUACUAAAACGCAAUCUUCUUUCAGCUGUUUUUGUGGAGACUGUCUCCACUCGUAUACUGGCUGGAAUUAUUUUUGUUCUCUCAGCACUUUAUGCAAUUGUGGUUUGUGCUAUAUUGAAAGGUGUAAGUCACCUCGGAAUGGACUCAUACUUUGUGGCUAUCAUUGCAUGGGUGCUGCUGAUUGUGAUACUGAGUUUCUUUGUGCAUGUCCUGGACAAUGUCAUUGAUACAGUGUAUGUGUGCUAUGCCAUAGACAGGGAUAGGGGGGAGGUUUGUAAACAGGAGGUGCACGAGGUUUAUGUUCACCUCCCAAUCAGUAGGAAUCAUAGAUCAUCUCUUGUUGCCCGAACUCCACUUGUUGUAUAAUUAUCCUUAAUUUAAUUCAUGUGUUGUAUUAUCUGUGAUUUGUUCUUUUUUGGAGAAAUAACUACCAGCUGGCAUAUGGUGCAUGUCCGCAAGUGUUUACUCUGUAGAACUGAUGUUUGAUCAAUAAAAUUUGAAAUUUUGUAGGCAAAGUCUGCAAGUCAAUUAUGUUUGUACCCAAGGUUCCAAAGAUAAGAAAUCAUCCAUUGUGGAUUGAGCUGCUAUAGCCUUCUCCUUGAAGUAAUUUCUUGCUAUUUGGAUCUUUAGCAAGAGAUGACUGUUCUAUUCUUCGCAAAUUUUGCUUAAUCCAUCAUGCUUUUUCGUUUGUAACUCAAUCUUUUGAGAUACUGGCAUUAGUUUUUUUUUCUGCUGUUUUUGUGUUUGACAGUUCUCAAGUAUUUGUGGAAAUGGAAUGUCUCCCCUUGAGAAAAUAUUUUGCCGUCUUUAA
This is a messenger RNA of Ilex paraguariensis (yerba mate), 2229 nucleotides long. The record is from the annotation of a GenBank genome assembly. Lineage: Eukaryota; Viridiplantae; Streptophyta; Magnoliopsida; Aquifoliales; Aquifoliaceae.